AUGAACAGUGGAAUUCUCUUCUUGUCCCUCCUUGGCUUCCUUCCACUUGUGAUACCCAUAUGCCCUGUGCCAUGCAAGUGUGCCACCAACAUUAUCGACUGCACGUCAAAAGGCCUAACGGUAGCAAAACUACCAGUUGCUUUCCGCCCUUCGGCUGAAAUUAUCCACCUUGGUUACAACAGGCUCACCUCUAUUCCCAAUGGACUCUUUGACAACCUAGAGAGCCUCCGGGUAGUCUACCUGCAGGGCAACCCUUGGGAAUGCAACUGUGACAUCCUCUACUUGCGCUCCUGGCUCCAGUGGCAGCAGAACCGGACCUUAUACAGGGAUGUGAGAUGCACCUCCCCAGCUCACCUGCAGGACCGGAUCAUUGCCUAUCUGACAGAAGAUGAGAUCAUCUCCACAUGCCAGUACUGGUACUGCAGCCUGGCUCUCAUCUCUCAGCUCUGUCUCUUCAUCCUCCUUUUCCUCCAGGCUAUCUUGGUUAUCUUCAUCAUUGUCUACCUGCAGAAAUUUCGGAGAAUGACCACUGAAGCCCAGAGCACCACCCGAGAUCUACGCCAGCAUGUAGACACCUGGGUAUCUUCUUCAAGAAGCCCCUACAACAGUGAUUAACAUCACAAGACUUAAGACCCUCCUCCCCCUUGGGUGAUGCUGUGCCAAGGUCAUGUGGUUUGUGAUAUCCAGAAGGGAUAAUUCAGUGCAGCAUCUGAUCCUGACUGCAGUCCGAAGCAGGACUUGAACUGAUCAGACACUUGCUGUAUUUCCAAAGACCUGAUCUUGUGUUUUUUAAUGCUUUAAACUCUUUAGCAUGACCUUGAUUGCUUUGCUGAGCUGGGAGUGGUUCUGGUUUGGUAGACUAAGGAAAUCAUAAACUACAGCAACCAGAACUGACUUAUACUGCUCAUAAGCUCAUAGGGGCUACGGUGCUCGAUCCCUCCUAUGCUAGAGUAUUUCAGCCAUACUUUCCACGAUGCUUCUGAUUGCAUUGGGUCAGGUGAGGUCAGAGGUGGACAGUGAACAGUUAAGGUACUGGACUAGGACAAUGAAGAAGUACAGUUUCCUUGGUGCUACCACCGAUUGCCUAAGUAACUUUGGACAAGUGACUUAGUC
This is a messenger RNA of Pygoscelis adeliae (Adelie penguin), 1113 nucleotides long. RefSeq names its product glycoprotein Ib (platelet), beta polypeptide (gene GP1BB). NCBI's taxonomy places the organism in Eukaryota, Metazoa, Chordata, Aves, Sphenisciformes, Spheniscidae. The coding region runs from base 1 to 615 and encodes 204 amino acids. The record is from RefSeq and is a predicted model, not a curated record. The transcript has a single exon.